AUGGGUGCAAGCGUUCCUCGAAAGGCAAUCCAAACGACACAUAGUCGCAUAGGAAGCCCGAAACUCAGGGCAUCUACGAGAUUACUUUUCGGCUUCGGUAACAAGCGUAUUCCAUUGCUGGGUGAGCUGUAUACGCAAGUGAAGUGUGUCGACAAAGAAAAGUAUGUCGAAAUUGUAGUAACCAACAUUGACUGUGGGGAGAACCUUUUCGAGUUCGACUUGUUCAAACAAUUUGGAUUCGAAAUCCAGCAAAUUUCAAACGUCACGGAAACAGAAGUAGACCAAGUGGAAAAGGUUUGUACAAAAUACAAAGAACUUUUCGAGCCAGCACUUGGCACGAUUAAAGACUUUAAAGCGAGUGUCUAUUUAAAGGCAAAUGCAACGCCGAAGUUUUGUAAAAGUCGGAAAAUUCCAUUUUCGCAAAUGCCGCAGUUUAAGAAGGAAGCCGAAAGACUUACCUAUGCGGGCAUUUGGAAACCGAUUAAAUUCUCAAACUGGGCAUCUAUAGUCCUAGCGCAAAAAGCAGAUGUGUCUAUACGAAUUUGUGGGGAUUUCAAGCAAGUAGUUAACGCGCAAAUCGAUAUCGAGCGGUUCCCGUUGCCAACACGGGAAGCCUUGUUUCAUGCUAUUCGCCACGGUAAGCAAUUUUCGAAAAUUGACCUUAAGGACGCGUAUCUUCAGAUGGAACGCGACGAUGACUCGAAAACCAUAUGGGUUGUCAACACGCCGCUGGGCCUAUUCCAAUAUCAGCGCCUACCCUAUGGAAUAGCUAGCGCCCCAGCAAUUUUUCAGAAAUACCUAGAACAACUUCUCUUGAGGGAUGUGCGCCUCGAGCUUGUACUACAAAUUCUGCAAAACAGUGGCAUCAAGUGCAAAAAAGAAAAGUGCUCGUUCCUGCAAGAUAUAAUUGAAUAUCUUGGACGUCAAUUGAGUUCUAAGGGCAUACUACCCGACGAAAGUGGUCUGAGAGCGCUGGCGGCCCCAAUAAACAUGCUGCGCCGUAAAAAGGUUAGUUUUAGUUGGGGACCAGAGCAACAGAAGGCAUUCUUAGCGCCUAAAUCACACAUACUCAACGCAGCACAAUUAGCGCAUUACGAUGACCAGUUACCAUUGGUUCUGGCCACAGAUGCUUCUUCUUACGGAAUCGGUGCAGUGCUUUCGCAUAUGUAUCCCAAUGGUAGUGAAAGGCCCAUUGCCUUUGCUUCCAAAACUCUCGACAAGCGUCAAGUGCGAUAUAGCCAGAUGGAGAAAGAGGGCUUAUCGAUCAUAUUCGGGGUGAAGAGCUUCCACCAAUACCUGUACGGGAGAUCAUUUACACUUAUUACGGACCACAAACCCCUCGUAAAUAUUUUAAACCCUAGCACCCAGCUACCUUUGAUGACGUCACACCGCUUGCAACGCUGGGCAAUAACGCUUAUGGCUUACCAGUACAAAGUCAAGUAUCGCAAGACGUCAGACCAUGGUUACGCGGAUGCCUUAUCGCGCCUACCAAUAGGCACAGAUGAACAAUUCGACCACCAAGAAGCAUGCUACAAUGUGUGCCAAAUAGAAUCCCCAAUAAAUGCAAAAACUAGUGAAAAACAUGCAAACAAUGACGAAAUCCUUCAACAAGUUCGCCAUUCCGUCGAAGAGGGGUGGCCUGAGAAGUUACUUCCAAAAGACGCUCACCUUCGUCCGUUUUUCAACAGGAAAUAUGCCUUGACUAUAACUAACGAGAUCCUUUGCCUACAGACGGAGUAUACACGCAUCGUUAUCCCGGGUUCGUUAAAAGGACGAAUACUUCAAUUACUCCAUGAUGGUCAUUGGGGAAGUUCCAGGAUGAAGCAGUUAGCCAGACAACAGGUAUGGUGGGUCGAUAUAGAUAAGGACAUUGCUACGGUUGCAGACAAAUGUGAUGUAUGCAAAAUUGUCAAUCCCACCUCAGCUAAAGAAUAUGUCAGUUGGCCAAAGCCAAAACACCCGUGGGAGAGGGUGCACAUCGAUUUUGCAGGUCCAGUAUUCAACUGGAUGUGGCUCAUUUGCGUUGAUGCCUUCUCCAAAUUUCCCUACAUUUCCCAGAUGACUACAACAACGACAGCUGCUACAAUAUCUGCGCUAGCUACAAUUUUCACCAUCGAAGGCAUCCCAAAAACACUUGUUAGUGACAACGGGCCGCAGCUUACGUCAGAGGAGUUCAACGUUUUCUGCACCCAUCAAGUCAACACGGCCGUCGGUUACUUUAAACGCCAUGCAAACCAGCUGAAGCCACGGAACUCAUCUAAUGCCGAAUCCUUUUUACCGUGGAUUCCACCAACCAAUGUAUCUUCAUCAAUUCAACAGCAGCCAUCCUCAACGGAAGCAGAAUCACAGCAGCCAACGCAAAUGCAUAACUCGUCCAUAGAGGGUAUACCAGUUCGCAGGAGUGCGCGUACUCGCCUGGCGGUCGAUCGCUAUGCAGCACCAGAUUUCCGGAAAUAA
This is a messenger RNA of Rhagoletis pomonella (apple maggot), 2457 nucleotides long. RefSeq lists its product as uncharacterized. Gene Ontology annotation, biological process: DNA integration. The coding region runs from base 1 to 2457 and encodes 818 amino acids. NCBI's taxonomy places the organism in Eukaryota, Metazoa, Arthropoda, Insecta, Diptera, Tephritidae. The transcript has 5 exons. The record is from RefSeq and is a predicted model, not a curated record. Gene Ontology annotation, molecular function: nucleic acid binding.